UCGGCUGCGCCCCCCGCGCCGCGCACGGACCCCCCGGGCAGCUGCCACACUGGAAAUAUGGGGUCGGAAAACCCGAGCCCGCAGAACCCUGGCUGUAAGAUCAUGACCUUCCGGCCCAGCCUGGAGGAAUUCCGGGAUUUUGGGAAGUACAUCGCCUACAUGGAAUCCCAAGGAGCUCACCGGGCAGGGCUGGCCAAGGUGAUUCCUCCCAAGGAAUGGAAGCCCCGGAGAACCUACGACGACAUCGACGACAUGGUGAUCCCAGCUCCCAUCCAGCAGGUGGUCACUGGGCAGUCAGGGUUGUUCACCCAGUACAACAUCCAGAAGAAGCCCAUGACCGUGGGGGAAUAUCGGCGCCUGGCCAACAGCGAGAAGUACUGCACUCCUCGACACCAGGAUUUCGAGGACUUGGAGCGCAAGUACUGGAAGAAUCUCACCUUUGUCUCUCCAAUUUAUGGGGCUGACAUCAGUGGCUCCCUGUAUGAUGCAGACGUGGAUGAAUGGAACAUUGGCAACCUGAACACCCUCCUGGACAUGGUGGAACACGAGUGUGGCAUUAUCAUAGAGGGUGUCAACACUCCCUACCUCUACUUUGGGAUGUGGAAGACAACUUUUGCUUGGCACACAGAGGACAUGGAUCUCUACAGCAUCAACUACUUGCAUUUUGGGGAGCCAAAAUCCUGGUAUGCCAUCCCUCCGGAACACGGCAAGAGGCUGGAACGCCUGGCAAAAGGAUUUUUCCCAGGGAGCUCUCAGGGAUGUGAUGCUUUCCUCCGUCACAAGAUGACCCUCAUUUCUCCCUCCAUCCUGAAGAAAUACGGGAUUCCCUUCGACCGGAUCACCCAGGAAGCUGGAGAGUUCAUGAUCACAUUCCCUUAUGGAUACCACGCCGGCUUCAACCACGGCUUCAACUGUGCCGAGUCCACCAACUUUGCCACUUUGAGAUGGAUUGACUAUGGAAAAAUGGCAACCCAAUGCACGUGCCGCAAGGACAUGGUGAAGAUCUCCAUGGAUGUGUUUGUGAGGGUCCUGCAGCCAGAACGAUAUGAUUUAUGGAAACAAGGCAAAGACAUUGCUGUCCUGGACCACAUGAAACCCACAGCUCUGACCAGCCCAGAACUGGAUGCCUGGAAUGAGACAAAGGCAGAGCUGAAGGCAAAAUUGCUCCGCAGGAUAGGAGAUGAGGAAGAGGACAACAAACACCGGUCUCACAGAAAAAGGAGUCAGCACAGGAGACACAAAACAGAGGAUCAGAAGUCUCUGGGGGAUGUCAUGGCCAUUGAAAGUGCCCUGGAAGACGUGAAAGUAAAAGAGGAGCUGAAAAGAGGGACAGACCUGGAGGAAGAGGAGAGAAGCAAAGGGAUUGAGGGAGAAGGGGAGUGCAAAGUAAAGGCCCGUCCUCCCAAAGUGAAAGGCGAGAGGAAGAAGAAGCACCUUUUCCAUCAACACCAGCACCACCUCCAAGCCCCUCAGCCCCCCGUGCAGCCCCCAGUGCCACCCCCAGCCCCGCAGCAGCAGCAGCUGGCAGAGGGCGAGGCGGUGGCAGCGCGGCCACCGGUGCCACCGGUGCCCCCGGCGCCGGCCACGGCGGAGAAGAACCUGCCCCCGGGUCCCCUGAACAUCGUCCAGCCCUCGGAGGCGCCGGUGGAGGAGGAGGAUUUCAAACCCAGGCCCAUCAUCCCCAUGCUCUACGUGGUGCCCAGGACCAAGAAGGUGGUGUUCGACAAGGAGCGCAUGUCCUGCCAGCAGGCCUUCGAGCAGUUCGCCACCCAGAAGAGCCUGGGCUGGAGGGAGCAGGCGGUGCCCCUGGAGAUCCCUGGGAAGGAGGAGGAGAAUGCAGAGCCAGCAACCCCAGAGGUCACUGCAGAGACUGCUUCUGCUUUCUCCAAAAUGAAGAUGGAGAUCAAAAAGAGUCGUCGUCACCCCCUGGGCAAACCCCCGACCCGCUCCCCGCUGUCCGUGGUCAAACAGGAGACCUCAAGUGAUGAGGAAACGUUUCCAUUUUCUGGAGAGGAAGAUAUGAGCGAUCCAGAGGCUUUGAAAUCUUUACUUUCCUUCCAGUGGAAGAAUAAAGCACUUAAUUUCCCAGCUGAAAGAAAAUUCAAUGCAGCUGCUGCCCUGAGUGAGCCAUACUGUGCUGUCUGCACCCUCUUCUACCCCUACAACCAGUCCUUACAGGUGGAUAAGGAAGCUGUGCCGGUCUCCGGAGGGGAACCGUCCUCUUUCAUCCACCUUUCCAAGUGUGGACAGAAGACCAAGCCCCUGAUCCCAGAGAUGUGCUUUACCUCAAGUGGGGAAAACACAGAGCCCCUUCCUUCAAAUUCCUACAUUGGAGAGGAUGGAACCAGUCCCUUGAUAUCCUGUGCCAAAUGCUGCCUGCAGGUCCAUGCUAGCUGUUAUGGAAUUCGUCCAGACCUGGUGAACGAGAGCUGGUCUUGCUCGCGGUGCUCAGCCAACGCGUGGGCAGCGGAAUGUUGCCUGUGCAAUCUCAGGGGAGGAGCUCUUCAGAUGACCACUGAUGGGCGGUGGGUCCAUGUAAUCUGUGCUAUUGCUGUCCCCGAGGCCCGUUUCCUCAAUGUAAUAGAGCGUCAUCCUGUGGAUAUCAGCGCUAUUCCAGAGCAGAGGUGGAAACUGAAAUGUGUCUACUGUCGGAAGAGGAUGAAGAAGGUGUCGGGUGCCUGCAUCCAGUGCUCCUACGAGCACUGCUCCACCUCCUUCCACGUCACGUGCGCGCACGCGGCCGGAGUGCCCAUGGAGCCGGACGACUGGCCCUACGUGGUGUCCAUCACCUGCUUCAAACACAAAGCAGCAAACCAGAAUAUCCCAUUCCGAAGGGAGGUGGCCCUGGGGCAGACUGUGAUCACAAAGAACAGGAAUGGGCUCUACUACCGGUGCAGAGUGAUCGGCACAACCACGCAGACCUUCUACGAGGUCAACUUUGACGACGGUUCCUACAGCGACAACGUUUACCCCGAAAGCAUCAUUAGCAGGGACUGCAUCCAAAUGGGACCCCCUCUGGAGGGGGAGCUGGUUCAGCUGCAGUGGACGGAUGGGAUCAUCUAUAAAGCCAAGUUUAUUGCAGCCCAGAUCAGUCAGAUUUACCAGGUCGAGUUUGAAGAUGGUUCUCAGCUAAUGGUGAAGCGUGGAGAUAUUUAUACCUUGGAGGAAGAGCUUCCCAAGAGAGUGAAGUCUCGCCUGUCCCUCAGCACUGGGGCCCCUCAGGAAGAUGUAUUUUCGGGAGACGAAGUGAGACCGGCCAAGCGUCCCCGGCUGGGGAAUUCCCGAAAUCCUGAAGAAUAUGGACAGAACCCAGAUUACUUGGCCUUUAUGGAGAGCCUGUUGCAGACACAGUACCAGCCUGGGACUCAGAGCAACAUGUUUUAACCAGGAUUAAUUAAAAAAAAAAAAAAAAAUCUUAAAUUAACCCUUUUUUGAGAUCGUGGAAAAAAAAAAAAAAUAAAUGGGAAACUGUGGAAUGGAAGACCAGCCCUGUGCAAUAGUUUGCUGUGAAUUUCUUUCAUCUCCUCUUGGUUUGGACUGCAGGAAAACCCUGUCUGGCUCCACGCUACCUCGACCUUGCCAGGUGUUGCUGACCAAGAGAGUGGGGAGCUUGGAAAAAAAAAAACAAACCUUCAGACAGCAUUUCCCACGGAGACUUUGGAAGAGUUUCUACAGAUGGAGUUUUGUGACUGGUUCUUUUUUUUUUUUUUUUUUUUUUAAUGAGGCUUGGAAAGGGUUAAAAUUUCACACACACACACACACACAAAAAAAAAAGACUUUUUCAAACCUGUCAAACUUUUGUCUUUCAAGGUGCUAUUACAUUGACUACUGAAGCAGCCUUUGGAAUCGUGUUUUCUGUACAUAGACGUCACCUUUGUGAAGUUUUCUAUGAAUGAGCAUUAUUAAAAAAAA
Messenger RNA from Pipra filicauda (Wire-tailed manakin), 3912 nucleotides. RefSeq names its product lysine demethylase 4B (gene KDM4B). NCBI's taxonomy places the organism in Eukaryota, Metazoa, Chordata, Aves, Passeriformes, Pipridae. The transcript is spliced from 23 exons. Gene Ontology annotation, molecular function: histone H3K9 demethylase activity. Gene Ontology annotation, biological process: chromatin remodeling. The record is from RefSeq and is a predicted model, not a curated record. The coding region runs from base 58 to 3384 and encodes 1108 amino acids. Gene Ontology annotation, cellular component: nucleus.